UAACAAAGGCUGGCGCGUCACCGCGUCCGCUGCUCCUUCGCCGCGCACGACUGCAUGCGCGCGCACGCAGGCAGGCAGGGACAGACAGAGAGACGCGCGGCGUGUGGAGGACGCGCGCUGGGCUCGCCGCCAUUGACGAGGAAGACGCAGAAUGACGAGCUGCAACUGGGGCGCCGAGCUGUGGGAUCAGUUUGAUAAUUUGGAGAAGCACACCAGCUGGGGCAUCGACUUCCUGGAGCGAUACACCAAAUUUGUGAAAGAGCGAGCCGACAUCGAGCAGAAUUACGCCAAGCAGAUCAGGAACCUAUCCAAGAAGUACCAACCCAAGAGGAGCAGAGAAGAUGACAGCAGGUACACAUGGUGUUUGGCCUUCACUGCCACACUUCGCCAACUCGGCGAUCUGGCGUCGCAGCGAGAGGAAGUGGCCGACAACUUGAGCUCGCAGGUGGCGUCGGAGUUGAGCAGAUUCACUCAGGAGUUGAAGGCGGAAAGAAAGUCUCAUUUCCAAGAUGGCCGCCGUGCCCAGCAGCACAUCGAGAGUUCCUGGAAGCAGCUGGAGUCUACCAAACGGCGCUUCGAGCGAGACAGCAAGGAGGCGGAGCGAGCGCAGCACUUGUCCAGCAGGAUGGACAUGGACAACAACAUGGAGGCUGAGAAGCGCUGCUCCUUCAAGGCUCGUCAGACGGCGCAACAGAAACAACAAACUGCCGAAGAGUCAAAGAAGGAAUAUGUGAGCAGUUUAAACCAGUUUAACCAGGACCAGCACCAACAUUACCACACCAUGGUGCCCGUUAUAUACCAGCGGAUUCAAGACAUGGAGGAGCGUCGGAUCGACCGGAUCGCGGACGCCAUGCGUUUGUCAGCAGAGGCAGAGAAGAAGUCACUUCCUGUGGUGAGUCGCUGCUUGGACGCCAUGAUGGACGCCGCAGAGAGCAUUCAGGCCAGGAUGGACACCCGCCAGGUGGUGGAGGUGUACAAGACGGGCUUCGAGCCUCCGGGCGACGUGGACUUUGAGGACUACAGGGCCACCAUGAGGAGGAGCAUCUCAGAAUCCAGUUACCUCGACAACCAAAUUGAAGGGCGGAGACAAAGCAGGAAGUUGUGGCCUUUCCUGCGCAAAAACAAGCUGUUGAAUCUCCUGUCGUCGCCUCGGCAACCCCCGCCCCCGCCACCCACCUCGCCUUCGCCCGGGGGCGUGGUCAACAGCCCCCAGUCCCCGCCCCCAGCCUCCAGAGAACCGAUCGCCCAGCGACUCAACGACCUGAUGACGUCUGGCUCCCGAACCAGGAAGCAGUGCCUUCGCAGCUUGAAGAGAGGGCUGUCACUCAAACUGGGCUCCGCCCCCGCGGACUGCAGCCAUCUGCCUGCAGAGCAGCGGCGGAAGAAGCUUCAGAGCAGGAUCAACGACAUCAGCCAGGAGAUCCAACGCGAGCGCGAGCAGAGGGACGCACUGAUGAAGAUGAGGGAGGUGUACGAACGAAACCCUCAGAUGGGCGACGCCGCCGCCCUGGAACCCCGCUUGGAUGAAGUGAGGCGGAGCCUCCAGCGACUGGAGGAGGAGCUCAGGACCAACCAGGCGUGGGUGGCGGAGGUGGACCGCAGGUCGUCAGAACACAGCAGCCGAGGUCAAGGUUCACGUUUCGGCAGUGAGGUGUCGACACCGGGAAGCCGAAGCUUGAAGCAGCUGGACGGUCGGAGUCCGGCCAGCAGAGAGAGUCCAGACGGCAGCUACACGGAGGACCAGAGUGCAGAAGUUCACUUCUCCAAGUCGCGAAGUUCUGAGUUUGAUGAUGACUUUGAUGAUGAAGAACCGCUGGCCAGCAUUGGAACCUGCAAGUCCCUGUACCCGUUUCAAGGUCAGAACGAAGGCACGCUGUCCAUGUUGGAGGGGGAACUACUUUCUGUGGUGGAAGAAGACAAAGGUGACGGCUGGACCAGAGUCCGUAGGAACUUGGAAGAGGAAGGAUACGUGCCCACCUCCUACAUCAAGGUCUUCCUGGACACCAACGCCAAAGGUGCCAAAGGUUUUGUGCAGACAAGUCGACUUGUGUAAGGAGGCGUGGGUACAGGAAGUGAGGGUGUUGAAGACACCAGAUGGACGCAACACGCCGGGUUACCAUGGUGAUUGUUGCUGUGGCGACUGUCAACGUCUUUAGAGUGUCGCUGCCGUGACAACACACACACACACACACACACACAUGCACGCACUGCCAGUUAGGAAGUGGGUAAAAAAGGAAAAGUGUGUUUUUACAUUUGUGCUGUCAUGCACGAAAACGUCGACAGGAUGACGGAGAAACAUUAAAAAAAAAGAAAAAAGGGAACCUGUCCUCCAUAUUUAACCCGCUUGUUGUCGUUAAAUGUAUCAUCUCUCCCUUUAUUGUUUUGACCCCCCCCCCCCUCCCCUCCGCACUUCCUGUGUGUGCCAUCUUUCAAAAUAAAAUAACCCCGAUGUGUGUGUGCGCGGGCGUUUGCAACAAAAUACCUAAUUGACAUGGAGUAG
Molecule: messenger RNA, 2500 nt
Organism: Nerophis lumbriciformis (worm pipefish)
Lineage: Eukaryota; Metazoa; Chordata; Actinopteri; Syngnathiformes; Syngnathidae
Source: RefSeq, a predicted model, not a curated record